AUGGAGACCCUACCGGCACGGAGAGCAGGGGCGCAGGUCCUGGUACUGCUGGCUAUCAUACGUUUUAAGUUUUUUCAUAAUAUUUCAAACGUGUUUUCCAGGUUGUGUGUCCGAGCGGACGACCACGGCGCCAUUGAGAGCCCGUCCACCAUCGACCACAUGCUGGCUUCGAGAGGCUACGACAGACAUCUGCGCCCUAACUUCGGCGGAGCUCCGGUGGUCGUUCGAGUCAGCAUGUCUAUAGCCAGUAUUGACCAGGUGUCAGAGGUCAACAUGGACUACAUGGUGACGAUCUUCCUGCGACAGUAUUGGCAGGACAACCGCCUGGCUUUUGAGGACAUCGACGCUAACCUGACCCUGGACGGGCGCCUGUCGGACCGGCUGUGGGUUCCCGACCUGUUCAUCCCUAACUCCAAACAGGCAUUCCUGCACAAAGUCACGGUGGACAACAAGCUGCUGAGGCUGCACCCGGACGGGACCGUGCUGUACGGACAGAGAAUAACCGCCAAGGUGUCCUGCAACAUGGACCUCCGGAAUUACCCUCUGGACGAACAGAACUGCACACUACAGUAUGAGAGCUACGGCUACACCACACAAGACGUGCUGUUCCUCUGGAAAGACGGGAACGCGUCGAUCCACGGCCUGGAGGACAUCGAAAUCGCGCAGUUCGACAUCGGAGGCUUCACCACGUCAGAGAACCACGGAUACUACGAAACUGGAGAAUACCCUCGCCUGACGUUCAGCUUCCGGCUCCACCGUAACGUGGUGUUCAUCAUCCUGCAGACCUACGUUCCCGCCAUCUUACUGGUUAUCUCUUCCUGGGUCAGCUUCUUCAUCAACCCGGAAGCAGUUCCCGCAAGGGUCACGCUAGGUAUCACCACGGUUCUGACCAUGACGACGCUGAGCUCGGCCGCGAAGGAGUCUCUGCCGAAGAUCUCGUACAUCAAGGCCAUCGACGUGUACCUGGCCAUGUGCUUCUUCUUCGUGUUCGCGGCGCUUCUGGAGUACGCCAUCGUCAACUUCAGCUCCGUCGGAAUCGCCAAGAAACAGGCCAGCCUGCAGGGGCAGCAGGGACAGUCGGAGUGUCACGUGUGCCGUUGCCAUGACGUCGAAGCCCGCGUCGGGGGCCUCAAUGGCGUGUCUUCCCAGCACACCCUGCGCGUCGACAUCGUCAACGAGGCUACCCAGAAGGAGGUAACGUCACACGGGCCGUUCCUGACGUCACAGCCCGGGUUCGCGGAGACCCCCCGUCGGGAAGAUACGGGCAUGGACGACGGCGACGACAGCAAACAGAGAUCAACCUUCGCAGGCGCCGUGUCGACCAUGCUGCAUCAUCUGUACGGCAGACGGCCUCAGAUCAAAAACUCGAACAACAUCGACAAGUACUCCAGAGUCAUGUUCCCCACCCUGUUCAUCGCGCUGAACUUCGUGUACUGGUCGGUCUACAUGUACAGACGACACUACUUCGUGUUUUAAACGCGAGGCCCUCCCUCCUACCAGAGGGUCCUUCCCGGUGUGAGUGGAUCAAGACUAUUGAGGUCGCAGAAAA
Messenger RNA from Branchiostoma belcheri (Belcher's lancelet), 1549 nucleotides. RefSeq names its product gamma-aminobutyric acid receptor subunit beta-3-like. Gene Ontology annotation, molecular function: neurotransmitter receptor activity; GABA-A receptor activity; extracellular ligand-gated monoatomic ion channel activity. The transcript is spliced from 9 exons. Lineage: Eukaryota; Metazoa; Chordata; Leptocardii; Amphioxiformes; Branchiostomatidae. Gene Ontology annotation, biological process: signal transduction; chemical synaptic transmission; monoatomic ion transmembrane transport. Gene Ontology annotation, cellular component: membrane; synapse; GABA-A receptor complex. Bases 1 to 1476 code for a protein of 491 amino acids. The record is from RefSeq and is a predicted model, not a curated record.